Messenger RNA from Trifolium pratense (red clover), 2247 nucleotides. RefSeq names its product probable plastidic glucose transporter 1. The record is from RefSeq and is a predicted model, not a curated record. Gene Ontology annotation, molecular function: hexose transmembrane transporter activity. Gene Ontology annotation, cellular component: membrane. The transcript has 11 exons. NCBI's taxonomy places the organism in Eukaryota, Viridiplantae, Streptophyta, Magnoliopsida, Fabales, Fabaceae. Gene Ontology annotation, biological process: monosaccharide transmembrane transport. Bases 335 to 1912 code for a protein of 525 amino acids.
UCAACACUGAAUAUUCUCAUGUGAGAUAUCCACGGGAGACAAUCUCUCCCCAUCGAAAUCGUAUUCAAUGAUUAAAUUUUUCGAUACGUUGUUUUUUGAUGUUUUUUUAAUUAAAAAAAUAAUAGAAUUUAUGGUCCUAUCCAAGUUCCCAGCUGAAAAAAAGUUCGAAUCGAACUUGAUCCGAAUUUUGAGCUGAAUCAAUUCAUAUCGAGUCGAGCUCAGACGAGUUCGACUUGACUCGACUCAUUUCCGGCCCUAAGCAAGAGCUUGAUUAAAAUACUUUGUUUGUUAGUAUGAUUUUUCUCCUUGUUUUUUGUAUUUUCAGUUUUGAAGGAUGAACUCCAUUGUGUCCUCAGCGAUCAUCUCCACUCACUCUAACCCCAAACUCGUUUUCUUCUCCAAACCCAAAAUCAAAACCAAAUCUUACUCUCUCAAUUACUCCUACCACCUUCCUAAGCUCAGAGUUUCAGCCAUCAAGGAUCAGAAUCCAGAGUCAAAGAUUCCUAAUGUUGCAGAUGAAGUAACAGAGCAUCCAUUGGAUGAAAAUGGUGGUGGAGGAUUUGACCUUGGGUGGUUGCCUGCUUUUCCCCACGUUCUGGUUGCUUCUAUGUCUAAUUUCACUUUUGGUUAUCAUAUUGGGGUCAUGAAUGGUCCUAUUAUUUCCAUUGCUCGGGAACUUGGUUUUGAGGGAAACUCAUUCAUUGAGGGACUUGUUGUUAGUAUAUUUAUUGCUGGCGCAUUUAUUGGGAGCCUAAGCACCGGUUCUUUGGUAGACAAACUUGGUUGUCGACUCACAUUUCAGAUUGAUACAAUACCCUUGAUUCUUGGGGCGAUAAUAAGUGCAAAUGCCCACUCCUUGGAUGAGAUACUUUGGGGAAGAUUUCUUGUUGGUCUUGGUAUAGGUGUGAAUGUUGUUCUUGUUCCGAUAUAUAUAUCUGAGGUUGCUCCAACAAAAUAUAGGGGUGCCCUAGGGUCCUUAUGUCAAAUUGGUACUUGUCUCGGUAUUAUUGCGUCACUAUCUCUUGGAAUUCCUUCUGAGACAGAUCCACAUUGGUGGAGGACGAUGUUGUAUAUUGCAAGCGUCCCUAGUUUUAUUGUUGGUCUGGGUAUGCAAUUUGCUGUUGAUAGCCCACGCUGGCUUUGCAAGUCUGGGAGAAUAAAUGAUGCUAAAAAAGUAGUACGGGAGCUUUGGGGAGCAUCUGAAGUCGAGGGUGCAAUUGAAGAGUUUCAAUCUGUCAGCAAGAAUGAUGGUAGUGACUUGGACAGCAGAUGGUCAGAGAUCUUGGAGCAGCCACAUUCUAGAGUUGCCUUCAUUGGAGGCGCGCUUUUCGUAUUUCAGCAGUUCGCAGGCAUAAAUGGAGUUCUUUAUUUUUCAUCAUUGACCUUUCAAAAUGUUGGAGUUCAAAGCAGUGCUUUAGCCAGCUUGUUUGUUGGGCUUACAAACUUUGCAGGUGCGCUUUGUGCUUUACACUUAAUCGAUAGGGAAGGGAGGCAGAAACUAAUUAUAGGAAGCUACUUAGGAAUGGCAAUUUCAAUGUUUCUUGUGGUCUAUGCCGUCACCUUUCCAUUGGAUGAGCAACUCAGCAACAACUUAUCAAUAUUAGGAACUAUCAUGUAUAUAUUCUCUUUUGCAAUUGGUGCUGGCCCUGUAACUGGCAUAAUUGUACCAGAGCUUAGCAGCACAAGGACACGAGGGAAGAUCAUGGGGUUCAGUUUCUCUACCCAUUGGGUUUGCAACUUUGUGGUGGGAUUGUUCUUCCUUGAGUUGGUCGAGAAAUUUGGAGUUGCACCAGUAUAUGCUAGCUUUGGAUCUGUUUCCCUGUUAGCCGCAGCAUUUGCCCGCUACUUCUUGGUAGAAACCAAGGGUCGCUCUCUAGAAGAGGUUGAACGAUCCUUAAAUCCGAAAGCUUGAGCCACUGUUGAAUAUUAUUACGAUAUUCCAGUUCAUGUAUUGCAUAUAGAACAGAUUUGUUAAUUUUAUGGUUAGUUAAGCAUCAAUAAGAGCAUAACCAAUCAAAAGAUCAGGGUAAAGGAGACUCCUUUCAGGUUGGGAUCCUGAGCAAUGCAAUAAGCUAAAAAAACAGCAUGAAUCUGCAUCUCUGCAACCUUUACCGUUUCUUCUAUUCAAUGUAUAAUGUGAUUUUGAUUCUUGAAUAAUGUCCCUACCAUAUGUAAAUUAUGUCUAGUAUUUUUAUUUUGUGUAAAAACUACUACUAUUGUUGAUUUAUGUUAGAAUGUUUUUUUGAA